Molecule: messenger RNA, 3409 nt
Organism: Ochotona curzoniae (black-lipped pika)
Lineage: Eukaryota; Metazoa; Chordata; Mammalia; Lagomorpha; Ochotonidae
Gene: RIGI
Product: DExD/H-box helicase 58
Exons: 18
Coding region: 141-2921 (926 amino acids)
Cellular component (GO): cytoplasm
Molecular function (GO): single-stranded RNA binding; double-stranded RNA binding; ATP binding
Source: RefSeq, a predicted model, not a curated record
AAUUCCCAGGCAGCUCCGCCUCUCAGCCAGGGUGAAGACCCGCCCUCCAGCCUGCCCAGCAGGCUUUCUCCGGCCCUGCUUUAAACAGCAGUGGAGGCAGCAGUCAGGCGCGGUGGAUCGGGUCCGGAACCUAGACCAGCAUGACAGCGGAGCAGCAGCGGAAAAACCUGGAAGCCUUCGGCGACUAUGUGACGAGGAUCCUGGACCCUACCUACAUCCUGAGCUACAUGAGCUCCUGGUUUAGGGAGGAACAAAUUCAGUAUAUUCAGGCUGAGAAAAACAACAAGGGCGCAUUGGAGGCUGCCUCACUGUUUCUCAAGUACCUGCUGCAGCUCCAGGAAGACGGCUGGUUUCGUGGCUUUUUGGAUGCCUUAAGCCAUGCAGGUUAUUCUGGACUUCAUGAAGCCAUUGUAAAUUGGAAUUUCAAAAAAAUUGAACAGUUAGAACAGCAUAGAUCACUUUUAAAACGUUUACAACCAUUAUUUAAAGACAAGAUUGAUCCAAUAGAAAUCCUUCCCGAAAUAUCUGACUGCAUAAUUAAACAGGAAUAUGAAGAAAUCAUGCAGGUUUGCACCAAUAGGGGGAAGAUGGCAGGUGCAGAGAAACUGGUUGAAUGCCUUACCAGAUCAGACAAGGAAAACUGGCCCAAAACUUUAAAACUUGCUUUGGAGUAUGGUGACAAUGAGUUCAGUAAACUUUGGAUGGCAGAGGAAGAUGCAAAAGGUGUCGAAACUGAAUAUCUUGAGGAGGAUUACGUGGGAACUUCCAGCAUCCAUAUUGUCUACCGGGAAGAGCCAGAAUGCCAGAAUCUCAGUCAGAAUUCCUGUCUCCCUGCAGAAGUAUCUUUGGCUAAGUUGUGCAGCCAGUUGAAACCAAGAAAUUACCAACUAGAGCUUGCUUCUCCAGCUAUGAAUGGAAAAAACACGAUAAUAUGUGCACCUACUGGUUGUGGAAAAACCUUUGUUUCACUUCUUAUAUGUGAACAUCACCUUAAAACACUUCCUCAAGGACGAAAAGGGAAAGUAGUUUUUUUUGCUAAUCAUGUCCCUGUGUAUGAACAGCAGAAAUCUGUGUUCUCAGAAUAUUUUGAAAAGCUUGGGUACAGUGUGACAGGUAUUUCUGGAGCAACAGCUGAGAACGUUCCUGUGAAACAGGUUGUGGAGAACAAUGACAUCAUUAUUUUAACACCCCAGAUCCUUGUGAACAAUCUGAAAGAUGGAACUAUUCCAUCACUCUCUGUCUUUACUUUGAUGAUAUUUGAUGAAUGCCACAACACUCGUAAACAGCAUCCGUACAAUAAGAUCAUGUUCUAUUAUCUGGAUCAGAAGCUGGGAGGAUCUUCAGAACUCUUGCCUCAGGUCAUUGGAAUGACGGCCUCUGUCGGUGUGGGGGACGCCAAAAACACAGCUGAAGCUGUGGAACAUAUCUGCAGGCUGUGUGCCUGUCUCGAUGCCUCUGUGAUAGCAACGGUCAAAGAGAACCUGGAGGAGCUGCAGCAAGUUGUUUAUACACCCCAGAAAAUUUUCAGGAAAGUUGAAUCACGGAGCACCAACAGAUUUAAAUGCGUCGUGUCUCAGCUGAUGAGGGAGACAGAAAGCCAGGCGAAGGGUAUCUUUGAAGGAUUUGAAAAUUUAUGUCAACUCCAGAAUAGGGAAUUUGGAACACAGAAAUACGAACAGUGGAUUGUUGAAGUCCACAAAGCCUGCAAGGUGUUUCAACUGCCAGACAAAGAUGAAGAGAGCAGGAUUUGUAAAGCACUGUAUCUGUGUACUUCCCAUUUGCGGAAAUACAAUGAUGCUCUCAUUAUCAGUGAGCAUGCCCAAAUGAAAGAUGCUCUGGAAUACUUGCUCAAUUUCUUUAAUGAUGUGCGAACAGCAGGGUUUGAUGAGACAGAACAAGAUCUGACUCGGAGAUUUGACGAAAAGGUGAAGGAACUGGAAAGCAUUUCCAUGGAUCCCGGCAAUGAGAACCCUAAACUCAAAGAACUCUUCCUCGUCUUACAAGAGGAGUACCACCUCAACCCAGAGACCAAAACCAUUCUCUUUGUGAAAACCAGAGCCCUGGCGGAUGCUUUAAAGAAGUGGAUUGAGGAAAAUUCCCAACUUGGCUUUCUGAAACCUGCCAUAUUGACUGGACAUGGCAAAACUAGCCAGGACACAGGAAUGACCCUCCCAGCACAAAAGUAUGUAUUGGAAGCAUUCGGAAGCAAUAGAGACCACAAUAUCUUGAUUGCCACUUCAGUUGCUGAUGAAGGCAUUGACAUUGCUCAGUGCAAUCUAGUCAUCCUGUAUGAGUAUGUGGGCAAUGUCAUCAAAAUGAUCCAAACUAGAGGCAGAGGAAGAGCGAGAGGCAGCAAGUGCUUGCUUUUGACUAGCAAUGCUGAUGUAAUCGAAAAAGAAAACAUAAACAUGUAUAAGGAGAAAAUGAUGAAUGAAUCCAUUAUAGAACUUCAGGCAUGGGAUGAAGCAAAAUUUAAAGAAAAGCUUCUCCAUUUACAGAAUGCUGAAAAAUUUAUCAGAGAUAGUCAACAAAACUCCAAACCUAUACCUGAUAAGAAAAAUAAGAAACUGCUGUGUGGGAAGUGCAAAACCCUGGCAUGUUAUUCAUCUGAUAUAAGAACAGUCAAGGAUUCCCAUUACACUGUAAUUGGAAAUAGUUUCCAGAAGAGCUUCGUGAUUAAACCACACCCCAAACCAAAGAGGUGUGGGGAUUUUGACAAGACAGGAAAGAUAUUCUGUGCCAGACCGGAUUGCAGCCAUGACUGGGGAAUCCGUGCAAAGGUCAAUGCUUUGGAGAUCCCGCUCAUUAAGAUUCAGAGUUUUGUGGUAGAAGACGUUGAGACUGGAAAACAGACGAAUCCCUCAAAGUGGAAGGAAUUUAAUUUUGAGAAGAUACCAUUUGAAGCUACACAAAUGUCCUAACCAUCUCGGGGCCUCUGACUUUAAUUAUAGGCAAUAUGCAAUUCUGAAGAAAUGAGUCUGCAUGGUCAUGGAUUGCCACUAUUUUAUUUGACACUGAACUGUAUAUCAAUUUCAUCUGUCUAGCAGUUUGUACAAUAUCAUGAAGAUACUUCAGAAAAUUCAUGGAAAAUCAAAGUGCAUUUUGUUCCAAUACAUUCUGAGAUCCUUGAAUAUUUGGUACCUUGAGAAUGAGUGUGAAAAACAUACAUUAUGAAAAAGCGUUUGGUAUCAACAUAAACUUAAUUUUCCAUGAGCUUUGUGAAGUACCUUGGACUAGUUCCAUGCACUGACAGGCAUGGUAAUGUUAAAACUGUAGUAGACAGCUUUUAGUGAGAACACAAAUGAUAGGGUGGUUACUGAGGAGCUAUUCUGUUCUUUCGUUUUACCUUCACCCUGCUGUACUGAUUUACUGCUUCAUUUGGAGCUAAUCUAAAGUCAUUUUAAAGUAA